UUUUUCUUUUUUUUCUCCUCUCCUACUUGUUUGUGAUCUCUUUCUUUCUUUCUUUCUUUCUGCAACUCUCUCAUGUAUGUUGAUGUGAUUCUCCACCCAAAUACACACUCACCACUCCAAAGAACCCAUCAAACUUUUACAAAAGAGAAAGCUCUCUCUCUCUUUUUCUUUCUCUCUCUCUAAUUAAGAGUAGUAGGAGCCAUGGUCUUCCCUUCUCUUCCAAUCUAUCUUGAUCCACCCAACUGGUCACAACAGGCUAAUCAGCAAUUAGGAAUUGGCUCUCAAAAUCUUCCAGUUCCGCCAAUUUUACAGCCACCUCCUCCAACGAUUACAUCAUCAGUAGUCGUUGGAGGUGGUGGCUACCAGGGCUCUAUUCGACCAGGAUCAAUGGCGGAUAGAGCCAGGCUGGCAAAGAUACAUCAACCUGAUGUAUCACUCAAGUGUCCGAGGUGCGAAUCCACGAACACCAAGUUCUGUUACUACAACAACUACAGCCUCUCGCAGCCUCGCCACUUCUGCAAGACUUGCCGCCGGUACUGGACGAGAGGCGGCGCACUGAGGAAUGUUCCGGUCGGCGGCGGAUGCAGAAGGAAUAAGAGAAGCAAAGGAACAACAAACACCAACACCAACAGAUCUAGGUCUCCUUUGAAAUCUGAUCAUCAUCAUCAUCAUCAUCAUUUGAAUCUGCAUGGUGGUGCAGUUGGAGGUUCUAGCUCUGCAAGUGGCAACUCUUCUUCAAGUGGCCGCAAUAAUAGUAACAGCAACAACAACAAUAAUGAUCUGAAUGUGAUGAAUCAUAUGCAAACUCCACCACCAACCCAUCAUCAUCAUCAAUUUCCGUUCUUGCCAACAACAACUUUGCAUCACUAUAGUAGUGAUCAUGCAUCAUCACUUCUUUUUGGCCCAAACCCUCCUUCAUCUUCUUUGUUGGUUAGAAAUGGUGGCAACACAGGUAGUGAUGGCGAGUUUCAAAUUGGAGCUAAUAGCAAUAACAAUGGUGGUUCUGGUUCUGUGUUACAGCAAUGGAGGCUACCAAGUUUGCAACAGUUCCCUAAUUUCCUGAGUAAUUUGGAACCGCCACAACCACAACCGCAACCGCCACAAAUCGGUUUGUUUCAUCAAUUUGAUCAAGAAAAUGGUGAAUAUGUGAGGGACCAUCAUGGAGGUAGGUUUCGUUGUUCUAGUAAUAGUAACAUUAAUAAGACAAUGGCUGAUGAUUCUAGUGUUGUCGUUGUUGGUGGAAUGAUACCUCAUCAUCAUGAGGUUAACAAUAAUUCGGUGAAAAUGGAAGAGAAUAAUAAUAGUAAAAAUAAUAAUCAAGGAGGGUUGAGUUUAUUUUCUAAGAACAAUGUUUUGGGUAGCAAUGAUCUAUUUUGGAGUAGUAGUAAUGGUGGAAGUGGCAAUGUUAAUGCAUGGAAUGAAGCUCCUAGUUUCGCUUCGCCAACAAAUCAGUUAUUGUGACAGAGAAA
Molecule: messenger RNA, 1469 nt
Organism: Arachis duranensis
Lineage: Eukaryota; Viridiplantae; Streptophyta; Magnoliopsida; Fabales; Fabaceae
Product: dof zinc finger protein DOF2.4
Exons: 2
Coding region: 202-1461 (419 amino acids)
Biological process (GO): regulation of DNA-templated transcription
Molecular function (GO): DNA binding; DNA-binding transcription factor activity
Source: RefSeq, a predicted model, not a curated record